CAUUUCACCUAUGAAUGCAAAGACUCUUCAGACAUCCUUACCUAAGUUAUCUCUAGCAGACCCUCCAAAGACUGUGAACAGGGAAAGAGUAAUGAACGGAGCCUGUGCUGUCCAGGAACAGAUUCACAUAUCCGUUCCAGAAACAGAAAUACAGAGCUGCAACAAGUACAGAAUGCAAAGCAAACCUUUAGGAGUCUGCCUGAUUAUUGACUGCAUUGGCAAUGAUGCAGGUUUGUUGACAAAAGCCUUUCAAUCACUACAUUUUGAAGUUCGCUGUCGACGGUUUCUGAAUAUGAAGGCAGUGAUGCAUGAUUUGUAUGAGGUAGCAAGGCUAAGAGCUCACAAAGAUGCAGAUUGUUUUGUUUGUGUGCUUGUCAGUCGAGGGGACCAUCAACAUAUAUUCUGCACAGACCAUAGUGUUCCAGGAUUUCAACUGGAAAGGCUGAAGGAUUUCUUUACCGGUGAGAGGUGCCCUGAUCUCUUAGGAAAACCAAAGCUCUUUUUUAUCCAGAACUAUAUUGAGCCCCCAAAUUGGCAAGGGAAUGCCAGCCUGACAGAAGCAGAUGGAGAUCUAUGCACAAUCCCACAAGUAGCAGACAUUCUCUGGAGCCACUGCACAUUGGAUGCCUCUGCACUGGAGAGAUCCCCAUGCUCAUCAUCCUAUUAUCUCUCCACUUUGGCAGACCUUCUGAUGGAUCCUCAGAAAAGAAAGCUGCCUCUGCUGGAUAUUUUUUUGGAGCUGAACAACAGAGUUUAUGAAUGGAAUAGGAUUAAUCCUGCAGAACAGUACUUACUCUUAUUGAAGCACACCCUGAGAAAAAAACUUUUCCUGACUGACAAGUAAAGGCCUUUGAGAAGCCUUUCUGAGAUUUAUCAGCUUUUCUUGGAGAGUCAAGCACAGCAUCGCGAUAGUAUUCAGGAACAUUUUGUACUUUUAAACUUAAGUAAUUCAGAGAAUUGCUGAUCUUGGAGAAGAACUAGUAAGAAUAAAUAGCUAUUCCUACAAUGUAUUACUUAAGAUCUUAUUGUACACCAUAGGUACCACUGAAUAUGUGCCUUAUUUAAAUAACUUGUCAUCUUUCUCAGAGCUUCCCUCAGAAAAGUAUAUUAUUUUCUGUCUUGCUUAUGAAUAUAGGUUCGAACAAAAUCCAAGAUGGAUUAUUGCGAGGCAACAUAAUUGUCUCAGCAUGCAAAUAUAAUCAAAAGUAAUGGGUAAUGCUAUGAGUAAAGUACAGUGUAAAUGUUUUGAGCCACAAGUAAAGAAGUAUCAGUGCUUGGUUGGAAGAAUCUUCUUGCGGAAAUUGCAUUGAAAAAGGAGGCUAGAAAUUGGGGGAGCUUCUGAGCUCUGCUAGUGUAUAUACAGUACUUGGCUUUAUUAUCUUGUUAUAGGUUUUGAAGGUCUUCCCUAAUCUCAGCCCUCUAGGUGUGCAAUUCUUAGUCCCACCAUCUGUAUAAAAGCACACCUAGUGGCUAAGAGUGUCUGAGAACAAGGGAGGCUAUGGUUAAAUGUAGCUAGUGGGACAAUGGAAUUAUUGUAGUGGUUAGCUCAUCAAUGACUAUAUAAUAUUGAGAUCCACUGCACCAAGAAAUCCCAUGAACGCAGAAAUAUAGGGGAACAGAAGCUUGUUUCCAGCCUGUUGUUUCAAGACAACCAGCAAAAUUUGGUUAAUAUAGGGAUGUAAUAUGGGGCUUGUUGCUUUAAGCAAACACCUAGAGAUUUGACAGGGAGAAAAAAAGAAUGGGAAGGAAAGUAUAUGAGGAGAACAGAACAUAGUCUUGGUAAGAAAUUGAAUUUGGAUUGUUACUAAACUAAAUAUUAACCUGGAGAGUAUUAUAAUAAUUAUAAUAAUUAGUAAUACUGUACUAGUAAUUUUGUCUAAUAUACAAGUAUGUAUGUAUUUUGUCUCUAUAUCUUGAGAUAUGUGUAUUGUGCAUUUGUAUUUUAAAAAUUGUUUCAAUUACUUUGCAUA
Messenger RNA from Protobothrops mucrosquamatus (brown spotted pit viper), 1970 nucleotides. Its product is annotated as CASP8 and FADD-like apoptosis regulator. Gene Ontology annotation, biological process: negative regulation of extrinsic apoptotic signaling pathway via death domain receptors; proteolysis. Gene Ontology annotation, molecular function: cysteine-type endopeptidase activity. NCBI's taxonomy places the organism in Eukaryota, Metazoa, Chordata, Lepidosauria, Squamata, Viperidae. The transcript has 6 exons. Bases 11 to 844 code for a protein of 277 amino acids. The record is from RefSeq and is a predicted model, not a curated record.